Penicillium oxalicum is the source of this 1500-nucleotide messenger RNA. RefSeq lists its product as uncharacterized. Bases 1 to 1500 code for a protein of 499 amino acids. The transcript is spliced from 4 exons. Gene Ontology annotation, molecular function: protein binding. Gene Ontology annotation, cellular component: TRAPP complex; Golgi apparatus. The record is from RefSeq and is a predicted model, not a curated record. Lineage: Eukaryota; Fungi; Ascomycota; Eurotiomycetes; Eurotiales; Aspergillaceae.
AUGCGCCAGCUUGUCCAGUCCGGAGUCCACCGCUUUGGGCAGAACCGGAUAGCUUAUCGCAGCGGCCACGAGCUUCCCCAAGUUCUCGGCUCAAUCAAUGUCGACCGAUUAAAGCUUUCGCUUUUCUGCUUCGAGCUUCCUAUCAUGGCAUCCGCGAGCUUGCAUCAGCGGAACAUAUCAAGAUCUUCCCGGCCCCGCAGCUCCACGCGCGGUCCCUUGGAUAGUCCAGACGAUCCACUGUCUGGAUCACCGACGCUUGGGUCUCCAGAUCCUAUUGCACACACUCUUGCUCACAGUGAUCAUGUUGCGGGCUCCUCUUUUUUUGAACUAGAUCAGUUCGCCCCGGAUGAUCUACCAGAGACCCUGGGCAAAGAUGUCUCUUUCCUCUUACGACACGAUAUAUAUCAUCCCCUGUCACAAAAUGACAUUCCAUCACCGCUCCGCUCGGAGUUCAUGAUCCUCAAUCCAGGAGAGCCCCUCUCCUCGUCGCUCAGUCUCCUAGAGAGAUCUCUAUCGGAGGGUCAUUUUCUGAUUGCUGCACAUCUGGCCAGCUCCAUUCUCACCUCGUCGCUGAUCUCGCAAACGGAUAUGAAACUGGUGUUCUCACUCUUUUUUACACGACUGGCUUGUUUGGAACUGUCCGGGAACACGGCACUGGCUGCGCAGGAGUCCAAGGCGCUUGAAGAUCUCAAUUCGAUGUUCUACUAUAUUGACUCUAGCCUUGACAAGUCCGAUCACGACACAAGCAACGACAAGAUUCAUUCGCGCCCUCUUCGGCACAUAGUACCCUGGCCACUUCGGGUUUUGGCGGUGCGGCUACAGAGUAUUGGCUUCGGAGACUCGCGCCGGAGUAUUGGUGGACUUUAUGAACUCGGGAUGGAGGCACGGCGAGAGGUCUUGCGGAAGGAUAUUAACCAACAUGAAAGAAGAGUCUGGAGGGAGAGACUCGGCGAUCUUGGAAUUCGAAGUGCCAAUGCGCUGGUGGAGAUGGGCGAUUUGGAUGCAGCUCGACGCUCACUCGAGAUGCUUCAUGUCGCUGACGAGCAGAAAGGGACUCUGAGUUUCAGGAAAGCGCUCUUGUUCCUGCGAAUGGGAGCUGUUGACGAAGCGCAGCGAGUACUUGACACUCUUGAAGAGUCGGAUGAAGCUGCACUAUUGCGGCCACUGCUCAGUAUGUCCGAGGGGCGCUACGAGGAUGCGGCAACUGAGUGGCGAGUCCUCCACGAAGACUCACGGAGGGCAGAUACUGCGCUCACGGGGCAGAAUAUGGCCGUUUGCCUUCUCUACUGUGGAAAGUUGGAUGAGGCUCGUCAACUAUUGGAGGCACAGAUUCAAGCCAACAACUCUUUUGGUAGUCUUCUUUUCAACCUUUCGACAUUGUACGAGCUCUCCUCCGACGGGGCAGUGGGUAUGAAGCGGCAACUAGCUGCCACUAUUGCAAAGCAGUCAAUCUCCCGAAAAUCCAAUCUGGAUCGACCAAAUGCAGAUUUCAAGUUAUAG